Trematomus bernacchii (emerald rockcod) is the source of this 2623-nucleotide messenger RNA. RefSeq names its product family with sequence similarity 83 member D (gene sack1d). Gene Ontology annotation, biological process: positive regulation of cell cycle G1/S phase transition; regulation of TOR signaling; protein localization to mitotic spindle. The record is from RefSeq and is a predicted model, not a curated record. Gene Ontology annotation, cellular component: cytosol; mitotic spindle pole. The coding region runs from base 371 to 1978 and encodes 535 amino acids. Lineage: Eukaryota; Metazoa; Chordata; Actinopteri; Perciformes; Nototheniidae. The transcript has 4 exons.
UUUUAAACUGAGAAUAGAGGAUCCUGGUCCCAAGGAAUCACAGAGUUCAUGGUGCCCGGAUAAAGCGUCAGAGUGAAGCCUCCCUGCUCCCAGCUGCUAUGUGCUCUGUAACCGGAUCAGGGCAGAGAGAGGGCCGGACCGGAGGAUUGUUUGCCUCCAAACGAGCCAAUGAGACCGGCUUUACAUUAGACUGACAGCCCGCCUCAUCGAGCCGGGAGACGCCAAUCUGGUCUGACAACUUUCAGACAGCCAAUACGAAGAGGAACGGAGGGAAAAAAUCCAAAUACGAAUCUGGCUUCCUGUAAGGUCGAAAACGUUACCUGUCACCUCACCUGAGCGUUUGGAGGAGAAAGGGGAACAAAUCGUGGCGAUGUCGCAGUGCCUUGAAGACUCACCUCUCCGGUUAGGGACCAAACUCACCGGGGGAGACGAGCUGAAGCUGCAGGAGCUGUACAACGAGAGGCACCGGCUGGCUCUGGAGGAGCUGCUGUCGGGAGGAAUAGACAACUUUCUGGAGUUCCUCAGGAAAGAGAGGAUCCCCAACUUUCUGUCGGACGAUGAGAUGCAGCGGAUCCGCAGCGCUGCUGUUCCUCCUCCGCGGUGUGUGUCCUUCCUCGGGGAGGAGCAGGGCCCGGAGCUCAGCAGCUCGCUGGACUGCUCCUCCGUCACGUAUUUCCCCGAGGUGUCGGACGUGGAGCCGCCGGUGCUGGAGCUCGGCUGGCCGGGCUUCACCGCAGGCUCGUACCGGGGAGUGACGCGGGCCGUGGCGCACUUCCAGCCGAGCUACGGGGAGAGCAUCUACAGCUGCAAGGAGGCUGCCAGGCGGAUGAUCCAGAGUGCCAGAGAGGUGAUUGCCAUAGUUACAGACUCCCUGACAGACCUGGAUAUCUUUAAGGAUCUUCAGGAGGCUUGCACCCUACGCAAAGUCCCCGUCUACAUCCUGCUCGACCAAUCGUGUGCUCCGGCUUUCCUCAAGAUGUGCAGAAAUGUCAACGUUCGCCUGGACGACCUUCGGCAAAUGAAAGUGCGAACCAUAACUGGUACAACUUAUUACAUGAGAUCAGGAGCCAGGAUUACCGGGGAGGUUCACGAGAGGUUCAUGCUGAUUGACGGCAACAGAGUGGCGACAGGCUCCUACAGGUACAACUGGACCGACGGCAAACUGAACAGCAGCAACCUGAUCGAGCUCUCUGGCCAGGUCACAGAGAAAUUUGACGAGGAGUUUCGGAUCCUGUACGCUCAGUCUCAACCUGUGAACACUCGAGGACCUCCGAGUGUCCGGAACAGCGGCAUCUUCGAGCAUCUCCUCAUCAAAAACCUGGGGGCCUCCUCCCCUCACCUGGCCAGAGAGAGGCCUCUAGAGUCAGCGCGUCUCACCAGCACACCGAGCCGCAGAGCCUUAAAUCUCUCUGUCCAGCCCCCGUGUGAAGCCUCGACUCCAGAUAACCACAAAAGCAACCCGGUGUCCAACACCUCCACUUUAGAUGAGGACUGUACGGAGGGGCCGCACAUGCAGGAGGAGAUCCUGGCAGGAAGCACAACUCAGCGUUUAUCCACAGAUCAGCUGACAGAGAAAGAGCCAGCGAGCUCCAUCACCUGCCACGCCUCCACUCAGACCGGCCUGUCAGUGACGGACAGCGACACGCAGACUGACCAACAGAUCACGCCUCAAACCCAGGCCGCCUCUCUUUCCUCUCCCAGGCAGAGCUCAGCUGCAGACGGCUCCUUAAAGCACUGCUUCAACCAGCUGAAGGAGGAGCGCCAGCACCAGUACUCCAACAUCCGCUGCAAGCUGGAGCACAUGGUGACCGCCCUGUCCCAGAGGCGCGAGCUGGCGGACGUCACCAACAUGACUCAGGGGCCUGGAGCUCACAGCCAGCAGAGGGAACACAAAGACAGCGAGCAGGAACCAAACCCCAGACUGCUUGGUGAAAGUGCGGGCAUGGGCACGUGGCCAAGAGCCAGAUGUGUGCACUAGUUUGUCCUCGGGGAUGUCAGAAGGAGGGUGGUGGGGGAAGAGCUGUGCCAAGGUUUCUGGAGGAAUCUCUGUUUUAAAUAAAGGGUUCUGGUUUAUGCAGUAGAUUAUUUUGUUCUUAAAGGACUUUAUUGUCAUACGCACUGCUACAGUGUAGAUAUGCAAGCAAAGGCUCCUCCAACAAUAAAACAUGAAUAUAUAGAAGACAAAAAACUAAUCCAAAUAAAAUAGUGCAAGAGAAUAUUGCAAGACUAGUUUGCAAGUAAUGCAGGAGAAGUUAACUAAAUGCAACUAAAAUAGAAUAAGAUAAGCUAAAAAUAGAAUGUAAAAUGAAUGCUGUAUAGUCUGCUUUGCUCACUUUUGUCCUUUUCAUUUCGUGUCCUUUCCACGUCUAAAGCUUUAUUUGUGUAACGCAGAACUGUAACCAAAGACACAGUGCAAUAAUACUCUUUUUAAAACAUCUCAGUUUAAUUCAAAAUCAUUCACACAGGCGAUUAACACUGCAUAAUAUCUGCUGUAGUUUGAGUGAAAAGUGCUGUUUUGGUUGUUUAAUCACAGUUGGCUGCUGUUUCUGCUUCUGAACAACAUUCCUGGGAGCUGCUGGCUCUCGCUGCGCUUUGCUAAUAAACAAAGUAGUGUUUUGCUAGA